Panthera uncia (snow leopard) is the source of this 5803-nucleotide messenger RNA. It is a transcript of the gene BTBD19, whose product is annotated as BTB domain containing 19. Gene Ontology annotation, molecular function: protein binding. The transcript has 7 exons. The record is from RefSeq and is a predicted model, not a curated record. The coding region runs from base 1393 to 2487 and encodes 364 amino acids. NCBI's taxonomy places the organism in Eukaryota, Metazoa, Chordata, Mammalia, Carnivora, Felidae.
GGUUUCCUCCUUCCAGUCCUGGCUCUGGCUUAACUUGGAAGUGUUACUACACAGUACAUGCUGUGUGCGGGGUGCCUGAGUCAUCAGGCAAGAGGAGAUAACAGGGGCCUAGAACUCCUGUACUGAGGGGGCAGAUGUAGAGAGGGGCUCUGGUCAGAAAGGUAUUCCCCUACACCAGGGCUCUUGAGCCACUGUCCAUUUCUCCCCUUCUGAAGGCUGGCUCUGAAGCUGUUAGCAAGUUGCAGAGGCCUGGUAUAUGGGGAGACCUUGAGGCUGUAGGGGUGGCUGUUCAGGAAUCAGGAUCUUCCCCCACAGGAAGAAGAACGUCAUGGCUCUAUCCUCUCCCCAUUAGCCUCAACAAGGACAAACAUUUCCGCUCUCUGUGCAGAGCUGGGGUGGAGUUUGGAUGACUUCCUCAGCUCAGGGCUGUGUGCAGGGGGAGGGGAGACCCAUUAGCCCUGCUGGUGGGAGCCGACCUGAUGCAACAGUGGUGACUAGACUUGGCAGUGAACCAGAGUCCAGCCUCCUGACCCCUGCUGACCCAAGUGCUCUGGAGCUUGUCUCCAGCUGGCCACACCUCUGCUGUGCCCUAGUGCCUAGAGUGCCAACCCCCUAACUGUGGUUGCAUUUUAGGGAUGCCAGAGGCCAUGACGCCUCUGUCAGAGCUGACACCUCCUCACCUGACCUCCUUCUGGGAAGGACAGGACUGCCCCCCUCCCAGACAAGCCAGUCUGGGCCCUGAAAGCUCUAUGAGGGUGAGGAAUUUCCCUAUUGAGGGGGGUUUCCCAGGCCUGGCUAACCUGAUCCCGACCCUGUGCGCAUGUGAGGGAAGGAGUAGGAGGGUCAGGGAGUUUGAACUCUGAAUCCAAGGCAGGCAGGGGCCUGGGUGCUAAGACCCUCUACUAACUUCCGUCCCCUCUGAGGGCUGAAGUUUUCCCUGAGCCUGUGGAAGAUGGGUGGGGCCUCUCAAGCUGAGCUCCAGUUUCCGUGGAAACCCACAGGCUUCCCACCCACUGCUGCCUGGGCAGGCUCCCAGCUGGGGCCUCAUGCUCUGCCAGCCUCUCUUCCCCAGUCCAGUCUGCUCCACCCUCAGCCUGUCUUGGCCCCUUCCCUGACUCUCCAUCCCCAAGCCCAGCCUCUGGCCUCUUCUAUUAGGCUCUAAUGCCUUCUUAAGGAACCUGGGCCUCUCCUGCCCCAUCCCUAAACUUCAGCUUCUCAGCAAACAGGCUUCCCAAGCUCCUGUCCCUCCCUCUCAGGCCUUUCUAGCCUCCUUACGAGCUCCCAGGCCUAGCCAGGCCUCCUGCUCCUGCCCACCUAUCACCUCCCACAGACCAACAGACAACAGGUCUCCUAGGCUAUUCUGUCCUCUUGCUCCCCUGCCCCACCCCACCCAUGGAGACCCCAGGACUGCUUGUGCACGGGGAGGCUGCACCCUUUUCCACAGCACUCCGAAGCCUUCUCAACAAUCCCCAAUACAGUGAUGUUUGCUUUGUGGUCGGUCAAGAACGGCAGGAGGUGUUUGCCCACCGGUGCUUGUUGGCCUGUAGAUGCAACUUCUUCCAACGACUUCUGGGUCCGAAGCUGGGCUCCGGCAUGCCUAGCCCCGUGGUGCUAAGCACUGUGCCAGCUGAGGCCUUCCUGGCAGUGCUGGAGUUCCUGUACACCAACAGCGUCAGGCUGCACCGCCACUCUGUGAGCCUGUUGGGCAAGGGUGUGGAUGAGAGAGGGAGGGGGAGGGGCAGGAGACACUCCCUUCCACAUCCCUUCUACUUUGCAGGUGCUGGAGGUGCUGACCGCGGCUAUAGAAUAUGGACUGGAGGAACUGCGAGAGGUAGGUUUAUGUGGCAGGCCCUUGUCUCACUUCUCUUGCUUCUUAUGGGCUCAGAUCACACCCGACCUCACACACACUCUGGCCUGGAGAGGAACGUGUUCCAACACAGAAGCCGCUUUCAUUUCUGUUCCCAGCUGUGCCUGGAGUUUGUGGUGAAGGUGCUGGAUGUGGAACUGGUUUGUGAGGCCUUGCAGGUUGCUGUAACCUUUGGCCUGGGACAGCUGCAGGAGCGUUGCCUAGCCUUCAUAGAGGCCCACAGCCAGGAGGCGCUCCGGACCCGCGGGUUCCUGGAGCUGUCGGCGCCAGCGUUGCUGUCCCUGUUGCGCAGCGACAAGCUCCGCGUGGACGAGGCUGAGCUCGUUCUGGCGGCCAGGAGCUGGGCACGCGUGGGUGCGGCUGUGCUGGAGCGGCCGGUGGCCGAGGUGGCGGCCCCGGUGGUGCGGGAGCUGAGACUGGCUUUGCUGGCCCCGGCGGAGCUGAGUGCCCUGGAAGAGCAGAACCAGCGGGAGCCGCUCAUCCCGGUGGAGCAGAUCGUAGAGGCGUGGAAAUGCCACGCUCUGCGAAGAGGGGAUGUGGCCCGGGGCGCCCCGUGCCGCCGCCGGAGGGGAACCCUGCCCCGGGAGCAUCACUGCUUUCUGGACCUGCCCUUUAAGUGACCAAAGGCCGCGGUUUGCAAGGAAUUCUGGGCCUGUCCCAAGCUACAACUCCCGACGUGCCUAGUGCUCGGAGCCGACUUCCGCCCCCAGCAUGCCCUGCGAGCCGGGCGCUGGAAGGGCGACUGUCGCCCGGCUCUGCGCCCUGUGGGUGGGGCUGUGGGGGUGGGGAGUGGGUGUGGGCUUGGGCGGGGCCCAAAGGCGAUUUCCCUUACACUUUACCCUGACUCUACCCUGGCCCUCUGGCCGCGCAGGCCUGCCGCGUUUACUUUUAUAAUCCCCACGUUUUUCGGCUCAGCUCCUUCUUUAAUUCCAGAGCUACCUCCUAGAGAGCACUCUCUAAAUGCCCCACAGACACCUCAGACUCAAUCCAAAAUUGGGCUGCCUCAUCUUUCUCCAGUUCUGCCCCCAUCGUGUUUCUCAUCUCUGUGAGUGUCUAAGCCAGAAACCUGCAUCUCAGCUUUGCCUUGUUCUUCAUCCUCACAUCUGCCUCCCGUGACUUCUGCCUUCUAAGACACUGAAGGGUAGUAAAAUGUGCCAAUCCAAAAUACGCCUCUUUGAGCUAAGGAUUAUUUUAAGCUGAUUAUUUUGAGAAAAAGUGGAAGCUCUGGAAACAGAAUAGAAGUUACCCUUUUGUAAGGAAAAUUUAUAAUUAAAAAGGGGAUCUCCAUUAGUAAGGGCGUCUCCUCUGUACCAGGAAAAGAAGGAUGAUCAACUCACAAGAUUUUAGUGGAGAAGGCACCCACUGAAAUCUGCUUAACAAGCCUUACCUUAUGUACUGUGUUUUUCCUGGUAGCAUUCUCCUAACUGUCCUCCCUACACUUUUCUUUCAUCCUUAACUGAAGAUGGUCUUUCAGCAGGUAUUUUAGACCACCUCAGGGAGUUACUCAUUUUUCCCUGGGUAUCUCCCAUGUACACAAGAGGUAUACAUAUUAAUAAACUUGUUUUUCUCUUGUUAAUCUGUCUUAUUACAAGGGUCUCAGCCAAGACUUCAUAGAGUAGAAGGAAAAUUAUUUUUUCUCCCCUAUGAGAUCUUUCCAGUUGGUUCAGUUCUCUUCACUUUAGUUCAUUCAGUACCAUGUUAAGAAUUAAUGCAACAGGCUCUUGCUAGUCUUUCUGCCUCCACACCAGCCAUGCCCCUCUUCGUGCCAUUUCCCACACUGCAGCCAGACUUAAGAUUAUCAGCCGUACUACCCUUAUUAAGCCCCCAACAUCCCCAUUGCUCAGACAAAAUACACUCUAUUUCACUUUCAGGACACUCCGAAUUACUAGUGGUUCCAAAUGUUAGCAACUCUUCUCUCAACUACCUUUGCAUAAAGUCACUGGUUCUGAAGGCAGUAGUCCUCUGGCUGCACAGUCAUUCUCUUGGUUACUGAUGACUCCCCAUGCUACAGAUGCAGUUUUGGAGUGAUGGUGGGGUCUGGAGCCGAUGGCCAAGAAAGAAUGGUUGAGUGCAAAAAGGUGAUUUUAAAGCAUGGGGACAGGACCAGUGGGCAGGAAGAGCUGUAUGUGUGUGUGUGGGGGGGUGUUGUGAGGAGUGACUGAUUAUAUACUUAGGGGUUGGGGUAAGUAAAGGCCAGGGGAAGUUUCCAGAAGGACUUUCAUAUGCUAAUCAUAUGCUAAAGAAGACUCAGGGGCACCUGGAUGGCUCAGUUGGUUGAGCUUCCCACCUGCGCUCAGGUCACGAUCUCAUGGUCAGUGAGUUCGAGCCGCGCAUCGGGCUCUGUGCUGACAGCUCAGAGCCUGGAGCCUGCUUUGGAUUCUGUAUCUCCCUUUCUCUCUCACCCUCUCCCGUUCAUGCUCUGUCUCUCUCUGUCUCAAAAAUAAAUAAACAUUAAAAAAAUUAAAAAAAAAGAAGACACACAGGAUCCUGGAGGCCUUGCUCUUGUCAAGCUAAGAUUGUUUUUUUCCCUCUAGCAAAGCAUUAACAUUAAGACAGUAGGGAGUUCUUGGAGGAAUGUUAGAGUUGACCUGCCUCAAGAAUUUGUCAAAGGGCUGCAGGUUAUGAGGAAAUUUAAUUCUAUCUACAUUUCCUUCUGCCUUUGUUUCUCACAUCACUACCUUUUUCAUUCAUUACGCCCUUUGUCUUCCUGAGGAUCUGAAUCUCCCUAGACAAAGAUCCCUGGGAUUGGAGUGGUGCCUUAUUCAUUUCUUGUUUCUCCAGUCUCUGUCACAUAAUCAGUGCUCUGCAAAUGUUCACUGAUGAUGUUAUUUCCUUAUUUAAAUGCUAUUUUAUUCCAUAAAGAGUUUAAAAGAGCUAUAAAACAAGAUACUAUCAAUCUAAAUUGAGGGACAGUUGAUUAGUAGAAAAUAGGGUUAAACUUCUGUCUCAGGGAUUUUAUACAAAAAUAUGUUGCAUAUGAAUUAAAGGAAGUUAUUUGGCAUUACUUCUCAAGACCGAAAAUGUGGUUACUCAUAGUACCACUUCAUAAAAGCAUUGUUUGGAUAAUGAAAAUUGAAAACAAGCUAGAUGUCCUGGUUUAAUCUAGAAGACUGGCUAAACUAUGGUAUAUUACAGUGAUAUAGAAAGGUAUCUGUGACUUUGGAAAAAGCUCAGUGCAGAUCAAGUAGAGCACAAUUCCUUUUGCUAAAAGAAAAGGUAGUGUAAGGGAGGAAAAAGUUCUCCUUGCCCCUCUUAGGGUGCCUGGUUGGGUUUGAAAAUUAAACUUGGGAAUGCAAGCUGGUGCAGCCACUCUGGAAAAGAGUAUGGAGUUUCCUCAAAAAAACUAAAAAUAGAACUGCCCUAGGACCCAGCAAUUGUACUACCAGGCAUUUAUCCACGGGAUACAGGUGUGCUGUUUCGAAGGGACACAGGCACCCCCAUGUUUAUAGCAGCACUAUCAACAAUAAAGUAUGGAAAGAGCCCAAAUGUCCAUCGGCGGAUGAAUGGAUAAAGAAGAUGUGGUAUAUAUCUACAACGGAGUAUUACUCAGCGAUCAAAAAGAAUGAAAUCUUGCCAUUUGCAACUACGUGGAUGGAACUGGAGGGUAUUAUGCUAAGUGAAAUUAGUCAGAGAAAGAUGAAAAUCUUAUGACUUCACUCAUGAAGACUCUCAGAGACAAAACAGAUGAACAUAAGGGAAGGGAAAUGAAAAUAAUAUAAAAACAGGGAGGGGGACAAAACAUAAGAGACUCUUAAAUAUGGAGAACAGAGGGUUACUGGAGGGGUUGUGCAAGGGGGGGAUGGGCUAAAUGGAUAAGGGGCACUAAGGAAUCUACUCCUGAAAUCAGUGUUGCACUAUAUGCUAACUAAUUUGGAUAUAAAUUUUAAAAAAAUUAAAAAGAAAAUUAAACUGACAUAGAUUAACAGGACAAAAGCA